AUGAAGUGGGUCGUCGAAUCGUCUCCGGCGGCUGUCACCCGGCGGAGCGGAAAAACGGCGACUUUGCGGCUCUCCGGCGGCUGUCACCCGGCGGAGAGGGGCUGGAUGGAGGUGAGGCGCGUGUUAGGGAGCUUCAUCCUCAGGUCCGCGCAGCAAGAGGAGGCUCUUCAUCGCAUCUGGUACGCUCUCAGGAGGUGGCGACUCGUCUCUCGGCGGAUCGUCCUCUUCCCGACGACGGCUUGUUCGUCGAUCAAUCGGAGAUGAUUUACUCGAUGGAUUGCGAUCCUUUUAUCGCGAAUCGUUCAGCAAUUUUAGUAGCAAUGCUCCGCGAAUCGCGUUGACGAGAUUUUCGCCGAUGAUCCAGCGAUUCCGGUUGCUUAAUCCUUCACCGGCGAUCUGCAGGAAAGUCGCGAUAAUCAGUUAAAAAUAUAUGAAUUUUGACUCUGGGAGGAUUCGAACCCGCGGCGGUCGCCCGGCCUUGAACAAGGUGUGACGCGGGUUUAGUCCCACAUCGGUUGUGCGCGGAUUAUUCAGGCGAAUAUAUAGUAAAGUUAGCUUUUUAGGCAAAAUCCUCUCCCGUGUACGACCACUCCUUGCCCCACAGCCGGCUGACCACCGGUGACGUGGAAGGGGAAUGGCGCACACGUGCCCCUAUCGAUCCAAGCAAGCUGCUCGAGCCCCUGCUCGCGGCUACUCCCCGACUGCGCUUCUGACCCGCUUGCGGGCCCGGCUGGCCGGCAGGUCCCCCCAUUUUGCAAUAUUUUUAUUUUUAUUUCUUGUUCUUCAUUUAUCUCAAAACUAAGACUGUAAAAAUCGUAUAAAAUCACAUAAUUACCCAAAAAUUCACGUUAAUCAACUGAAAACCACUUUUCAUGCUUUAACACAAAUAUAAGUCUAUUUAUCAUGAGUUAAGGCUAAAACUAUAUUAUUUACUAAUUAUUAACUCAUGAUAAUGAAGACUUAUCAGCUACCUCACGACGAUUGUUUUGUCGUCUGUCCAGACGUGCACCGAGAGGGCCUCAAUUACCAUCGUCGAGUGUUUCUCCGAGUUGUCCUGGGUUGAUAUUACAUAUUGGUACGCCUACCUAUACUUAGGUUACGUGGUUAGACCUAGAGUCUAGGGUCCAGACAUUCUUAUCGGAUUGAUCCGACUACCCUAUCUUGGGUCUCAAGUUUUAUUGAUAAGAUACAAGGGUUCUUGCCCCAUCCUACAUCAGAUUAUUCCAACAUUUCAUGCUACUAGAUUAUUCUUUUAACUCAAUAAUAAUCUUCUUAGUAUCUUUUGGUAUCAAUCAAUUUAAUUGAUUUAAUUUUUCAUGUAUGUAAUAUGAUGUAAGAAAUUUGUAAAUUAGAUAGUUCUAAUAGUUCUAUUUUCUAUUUUUAGUUCUAGUUUUAGUAAUAAUAAAUUUGUCAAAAAUAAAUCAAAACUAUCCUCUUUAUAGUUGUAAUUUCGAAUUUUAGUAAUAUAUGUUUAGGGGAUUGAAAUGUGAGAAAAAAGUCUCUAGAAUUUCAAAUUUCGGGAUGUUUUUUGUUUGCUAUUUUUGACAGGGUCUUGUCCCUGAUAGAAAACCAGAAAAUAGAUAUUGUAGUUUACCAAAUUUUAUUUUAUUUGUAUUUUUUCAGUUGCUAUUCUAAUACAAACACAUGUUCUUAAUCAUCCUAUAGCAUAAAUUAAUAAUGAAUACUUCAUCCCCCAACUUAAAAAUGACAUUGUCCUCAAUGACACAGAAAGUUCAAAAUAGAAUAUGUAGAAAAUAUAAUUUUCAAGUGAAGCAUGCAUAUGUACAAAGUUAAGCAUUAAAAAUAUUUUCAUAAAUGAUAAAGCUCAAAAAGACAUCACCUCAACCUCAUUUUUAAUUUUCCACUUCAUCUUACACUCCUCUUGCACUUUUUUUAAAAAAUAAAUACAUAAACAAAUACUACAAAAUUCUAAGAAAAAUAGAGCUUAGAAAAAAAAUCAAGCAAAAUGAAAUAAAAACCAUGGGUUGCGUCUCAUGCAACACUGAAUUUAAUGUCUUUAGCUGGACAACUCUUAGAUCAUAUAAGAUGAUCUAUGACCAUCAAAAUAUAUUUGUAUCCCAAGGUAAGUUUCAUGAUAUUCUUUUUCAGAUUUAGCAUAAAUUCAUAUACUUUAUAUAUACCUUGACAUACUUUUAGUCAAAACAAAAUAGAAAUUAACAAAAAAUUAUCAAAAAUAAUAUUUUUAUUUUAAAAAAAAUCUUUCCUCAUUUCUAUCUUGUUUUGUAAGACUCUCAUUCAUUAAUAAAUACUUUCUAUUAAUAGAUCAUAAAAUAUGAUUAGGCCAUAUAAUUUUCAAAUUAGCUCUUACACAAUCUAAAUUUUUUUCAUCUAAAUUGAUAUAUCUAAUUCUUCCACUCAUCAAUUUCUUAAUGUGUUCUUUUAUCUGCAUAAUCUUCCCCUACUCCAUUUUAUCUUUCAUACAUAUUUAUUCAAUUUGCGAGGAGUGAAAUAUUUCAAGCUUAGAAAUAAUUCUAAUAGGCUAUGGGUUUUGAAGGAUUGAAGGAUUGAAGGAUUGUCUUCUUUAAUCUCAGAUCUAAUAAAUUCAGUAAAAUUCAAAUUUGCUCCUCCAAAAUUAUCUCUAUAUUCAUAUUCAUUAUUUUCGUUUCUCCUCAUUAGUUGAAUCAACUCUUUUUCUAACUUUUCGUUUCUCAACUCAUCAAAUUCUUCAUCUUCCCAAGAGUUAUUUUUUAAUUUUAGUAUAUGAUAUACAUCAUCAUCUUCACUAUCAACAUCCAUGGUUGUAAAAUUAUGAUUAGAUUUAUUAAUUUCAUCUCCUACAUCUCCCAAAUCAAUUGAUUUUUCCUUACCUAAAAUAUAUUUUUCUUCAUUUCUGUCCUUAGUCCCUUCUACUUAAAUUUGGAUGAUUUUUCCAUAAUCAGUUGCUCCAAAAUUUGCUCUUUCUUCAUCUAGGUCUCUUUUUACUCAUCAUCUUCACUAUAUUUAUUCAUCAAUUGUGAGCAAUAAAUGAUUUUAUUCAAUUUUUCUACUACUAUAUUUUCGACCUUACUCCCUUCUACUUAAAUUCAAAUUUGCUCCUCCAAAAUUACUCUUUCUUCAUCUAGGUCUCUUUUUUCUCAUCAUCUUCACUAUAUUUAUUCAUCAAUUGUGAGCAAUAAAUGAUUUUAUUCAAUUUUUCUACUACUAUAUUUUCGAUCUUAAUAUUCUCAUUUACUUCUAAUGGAUCAUCAAUUUCUUCUAAUAAUUAGAAAUAAGGAUCAAUAUAUUUACUGUCAUAACAUUUUCAUUUUGUGGGUUUUUUUUAGAUUCAUGCUACUAGACUCCCCUUGCUGCAAUCCUAUUGUUGGACGGUUCCCUAGAUUUUCUAUAGGCUGAUUAGGUAAUUGUCUCUCUUCUCUCUUAUUCCAAGAGCCUCUAUAAUUUAUUUCUGAUGCAACAUCAUUUGGUUCAUAGUUUGUUGCAUCAUUUGGCUCAUUUGCUACAUCAUUUCCAUAGCAUCAGGUUGGAUUUGAGAGGACCGAUUUUUCUGAAAUCUAUGUUCUUGUUUUGAACGAAAUUUAAAAUUUGAAUUAGAUCUAAGUGCUUUUAGAUUUUGAAUAUUAUUUGGGUUUUUCCACGAAAAAUUAUUCCUCCAAUUAGGAUUAUAAGAAUUAGAAAAAUAUUUCUUAUUUUUACUAAAAUCGUGGGAUACCUGCACUUGUUCUUGCCUAUGAUGAUAUUGAAAUUUUAAAUGAUCAUUUUUACCAUACAUAGGACAUGUACUACUUGAAUUAAAUUGAGGGUUAAGAGGCUUUCUAAUAUUGUCAAUAAGUAAAUCAAUUUUUUCUAAUCUUUCAUUAAUCUGAUUAACCUCAUUUGUAAAUUUAGAAUCAUCAUCAUGAUGCAAUUCAUAAAUUCUUCUCUUCUUAUCCCUAUCAUAUGAUUCAAAAGAAACUUAAUCUCUAAAAUUUUCACUUAAAUUCUCAUAAAGACUAUAAAUCUCAUCAGAAGUUUUCUCCAUAAAAGUUCCUCCACAUAUAGAAUCAAUCAUAUUUCUAUGUUGUUCUAAUAAUCUAUUAUAAAAAGUUCUAUUGAGUUGCCACUUAGGUAUAGCAUGAUGAGGACACUUAUUAAGUAAAUGUUUGAAUGUUUCCCAUGUCUCAUGUAAAGUUUCUUCUGAUCUUUGAGGAAAACUUCAUAUAUGUUUUCUCAAGUUUUGAGUUUUUCUUAAGGAAUAAAAUUUUCGAAGAAAAGCCUAUUCUAUGUCUUUCUCUAUCUAAUGUGAAUAGCUAAUGGCUAGCUUUGUCUCUAAGUAUAUGAAGAAAUAAUUUCAUCUUAAUAAUUUUUGGUGUAACUUGAGGGAGAUUAACUAAAUCACAGACCAUAUGAAAUUUUUCCAAGUGCUAAUGAGAUUCCUCUAAAGGCAAUCCAUGAAAAUUAGGGAGCAUUUGAAAAAUUCCUAGAUUUAUUUUGAAUUUAAAAGUGGGUGCUAAUGGGACUUUAAUAUUGGAUGCUCUUUGAAAUGAAUCAGAGAUAUAAUAAUUUUUCACGGCCAUAAGGUUGUUCUCAGUUUGACCUCUACUUCCUUCAAGAUCCAUCAAAAUUAAUUUUUCUUUCUGAUUUUUAGUUUUGAAUGAAAUAAUGAAAGGAUUUUCUAGCCUUGGAUGCAAGGAUCUUCUACCAUGCAUAAAAAAAUCAAGAAAUUAGACAUAAAAGUUUAGUAAUUAUUACCCUCCUUUAGUAUGCUCCAGUCCUUGCCUUGCUUCUCUUUGUUCCCUUUAAAAAAAAAAAUGGCAAAAAGAAAAUAAAAUAAGAGUUGAAUUUUUUGUGUACUCUAAGAGAAAAAUAGAGAAAUACUAAAUAUUAUGCAAUACAUCCAUUGCUCUUAGCAAUGGUGCCAAAAUUUGAUGUGACUUAGUCAUCUUACUGUAAAUCACAUAAAUUUAAAAUUUAUAAAACUAGAAAAUACGAAUUUUCAGAUAUUUAGAAGUAUUUUUGAAUAAAUAUAUCAAGUAUAAUUUAAUAAAACUUCUUAAAAUAAUAUAAUUUUCUAGGUCGAUCAAAUGAAUGUAAUAGAGUAUCUAGUACUUAUUCAAAAUUGCCCUCAAAGAAUACUAUUUUCUAUAAAUUUUAUACUAGUAUAUGAAAAGGAAAUAUAUUUAAAAUUACGAAAAAAAGAAAUAGGGGUAUAGAUGUCAAGAUGAUACCAGCGCUUGACAAAUGCAAAUUGAGCGAAAAUAGAGCUCCGCUCAGUGAUUCUUAUAUAAGUGAUUACAGAUGAUUUAAUUGAUCAAGUUAAGAUCUAGAAAAACCGAAAGAAUCAUAAUGAAAUGAAGUAUAUCUUUGUAAAUUUAAAAUUAAUAAAUUAUCACUAAAUGAAAGGAAAAUUAAGUUGAAAGUAGGAAAAUAGAGUUCCAACAUCGUGAUGGUGAUGUGUCAAUGAUGCAUCAGAAUCUUGAGCAUUCAGGAAAAUAGAGUUCCAACAUCUCCGCUCAGUGAUGGUGUAGUGUCCAUGGCCUUGAAGGCUCUCUUUGGACAAAGACGACGUGGGCAAUCUCUAGAUUUCUUGUGAAGUCUAGAGAUCAAUGAAAUGGCUUAUCAAAUUAUCUCUGAUGGCUGUCACCUGACGGAGUAGAAAAAUGACAACUUUGUGGCUCUCCAACGACUGUCACUCGACAGAGAGGAGCUAGAUGGAGGUGGGGUGCAUGUUAGGAAGCUUCAUCCUCAGAUCCACACAGCAAGAGGAGGCUCUUCAUCGCAUCUAGUAUGCUCUUAGGAGGUGGCGACUUGUCUCCCAAUGGAUUGUCCUCUUUCCGACAAUAACUUGUUUGUCAAUCAAUCGAAGAUGAGUUACUUGAUAGAUUCACGAUCUUUUUAUCAUGAAUUGUUCAGUAAUUUUAGUAACAAUGCUCUGUGAAAUGUAUUGACGAGAUUUUCGCCGAUGAUUUAGUGAUUCUGGUUACUUAAUCCUUCAUCCGUGGUCUACAAGAAAGUCAUGAUAAAUAGAUAAACAAAAUAUGAAUUUUAGCUCUAGGAGGAUUCGAACUUGCGCCGAUUGCCCCCCCGCCUUUUCUGGGGAGGUGUGAUGGGGGUUAAAAAAGUUUUACAUCGAUUGUGUGCCAAAAUUUCUUGUGAAUAUAUAGUAAUACUACAUUUUUGAUCAAGUCUUUUUCUCGCACAUGUACAACCACUCCUUGCCCCACAGUCAACUAGCCACCAAUGAUGUGGAAGGGGGGUGGCACACAUGUGCCCAAUCGGUCCAAGCCGCUUGAGCCCCUGCUCAUGACUACUCCCCAACUGUGCUUCCGACUUGCUUGCAGACCUGAGGGGUUCCCCCAUUUUGUCUUAUUUUUAUUUUAAUUUAUUUUUCUUCAUUUAUCUCAAAAGUAAGACUAUAAAAAUCAUAUAAAAUUGUAUAAAAUCACAUAAUUACCCAAAAAUUUACGUUAAUCAACUAAAAACAAAUUUUCACACUUUAACACAAAUAUAAGUCUAUUUAUCAUGAGUUUAGGCUAAAACCAUAUUAUUUAUUAAUUAUUAACUCAUGAUAAUGAAGACUUAUCAAUUAUCAAGUCUAGUAUUACUAUAUAUCAACCUCAAAACUCGGCAUAUAACCAAUGUGGGACUAAACCUGGGGUCAUAGCCUCUGAAAAGUUUUAAUAAUUUAAUACUUAAAAUAUCCCUUGUUUAGUAAACCACACAAAUUUUAAAUUUAUAAAACUAGAAACUUGGCAUCUUAAUUUGACUAAUUAAAUCAUCUAUAAUCAUUUAUGUAAAAAUCACCAGGUAGAACUCUAUUUCUGCUUGAUUCGCAUUCAUUAGGUGCUGACAUCAUCUUGACAUCAUCUAGUUUUAUAAAUUUUAAAUUUCUAUGGUUUACUAAACAAGGGAUAUUAAAAUUAUUAAACUUUUCGGAGGUUGUGACCCCAAGUUUAGUCCCACAUUGAUUAUAUGCUGAGUUCUAAAGUUGAUAUAUAGUAAUACUAAAUUUGAUAAUCAAUGUGUCCCUUUCUCACAAGUGUACCACCACUUUUUAUCGCAUGCCCAACUGGCCAUUGAUGAUGUGGAAGGGGAGUGAUGCACAUGUGUCCCCUAUUAGUCCGUCUUUAGCUGCUCAAGCCCUUGCUCACGAUUCUGCCUAUCUAUGCUUCCAACCUGUUUGUGGGCUUGACUAG
Molecule: messenger RNA, 7133 nt
Organism: Spirodela intermedia
Lineage: Eukaryota; Viridiplantae; Streptophyta; Magnoliopsida; Alismatales; Araceae
Source: the annotation of a GenBank genome assembly